GAGAAAUCGUGCUUCCGAUUAUAUGUAUAAGUGGAAUUGCAUGUGCUUUCUAUUGUCUGUUAGAACUACUUAGAAUGCUACUUUUUGCGAUUAAAAGAGAUGAAGUGGCGUUAAGAAAUUGUUAUUGAAUUGUAGUUAACACCUGCUGUAAGAAGCUAUAAUGAGGACAAGUUGGGUAGGGCAGUUCAGAAGCAUAGCCAUCUGGUGAGGGAAGUGGACGCUAGGUUGUCCGUGCGUGGUGGUGAGUUUGGGAAAGGCCCAAAAGUUCAAAGAUGCGAGGUGACUUUGUAUACAAAGAAGCACGGUGUUGUUCGUGCAGAGGUUGAUGCAGAGUCGCUCCACGGGAGUAUUGACUUGGUGUCAUCAACUGUACGGAGAAAGCUGCGGAAGAUUAAGGACAAAGAUUCUGAUCAUGGUCGGCAUAUGAAAGGCUUCGACAGACAGAAGGUUGGGGAUCCAGGUGCACUAGCAGGACCAGAAGCGGGGGAGCCACUUUCUAUAGAAGAAGAAAAACAAGAGAAUGAUGAUGAAGGCUUCAUUGGUGAGAUUGUUCGCAAAAAGUACUUGGACAUGCCACCAUUGGCUGUAAAUGAAGCAAUCGAGCAGCUAGAAAAUGUGGAUCAUGACUUCUAUGGUUUUAGGAAUGAGGAAACUGGUGAAAUCAACAUUGUCUAUCGCAGAAGAGCUGGGGGCUAUGGCCUUAUUAUACCAAAGAGGAAUGGGGAAGUGGAGAAGUAUGAGGGUGUUUAGGCCGAGUCAAUCAAGAAAGCAUCCCAGGCUUCCUAGGCGUAUUGGGGGGAAAUGGGAAACCGAUGCGGAUGUGUUUUUUUGUACUUUUGGUAGAUUAGUGGAUAACAGUAAUGCUCUUCAGCAAAUUCUAAUUUUUCUUAUAGUUGGCAGACAUAUUUGACAAGAUUAAGACGAAGUAGAAGAAUGAAGAUGCUCAUAUUCAGUAUUUCUAGAAAAU
Molecule: messenger RNA, 967 nt
Organism: Cuscuta epithymum
Lineage: Eukaryota; Viridiplantae; Streptophyta; Magnoliopsida; Solanales; Convolvulaceae
Source: the annotation of a GenBank genome assembly